Monopterus albus (swamp eel) is the source of this 2099-nucleotide messenger RNA. RefSeq names its product calpain-5-like. Lineage: Eukaryota; Metazoa; Chordata; Actinopteri; Synbranchiformes; Synbranchidae. Gene Ontology annotation, molecular function: calcium-dependent cysteine-type endopeptidase activity. Gene Ontology annotation, cellular component: cytoplasm. The record is from RefSeq and is a predicted model, not a curated record. Bases 246 to 2084 code for a protein of 612 amino acids. The transcript is spliced from 11 exons. Gene Ontology annotation, biological process: proteolysis.
UAAAUCUAUGACGGGAGUUUGUCCGUGCCGCACGUGAACGCAUCAUACGAUUGGGUUCCUCGGGCGAGUGAAGGCGGUUCGAGCUCCACCUGCUCUGUCGUAAAACGGUCAACUCCAGCUGAGAGCCUCCGCACAUCACCGGCACAGGGAAAGAUAAACUGAGACGCUGAAAUCCUCCGGGGAGCAGCAACCGCGGCGUGCGUCAUCUCAGGAGCUGGCGUUAAACCAAACAAACUUCCAGGGAGAUGGUGAUUCCAUACGAGGGCCAGUGUUACUCUGCGCUGAAGAGGCAGUGCCAGCACAACGGAUGUCUGUUUGAGGACCCUCUGUUUCCUGCGUCAGACCAGUCGUUGUUCUACCUGAACAAUAAUAUCGGCGAUAUCACCUGGAAAAGGCCGAAGGAGAUACACAGUGACCCCCAUCUGUUUGUGCACGGCAUCAGUGCCCGCGACCUGCACCAGGGGCAUCUGGGAAACUGCUGGUUUAUAGCCGCCUGCUCCAGUUUGGCCUCCAGAGAACCACUAUGGCAUAAGGUGAUUCCUGACUGGAGGAGCCAGGAGUGGGAUAAAAUCAACCCAGGGUCUUACGCUGGGAUCUUCCACUUCCGGUUCUGGCGUUUUGGUGACUGGGUGGACGUGGUGAUCGAUGACCGGCUCCCCUCACUGAACGGACAGCUGGUGUACUGCCACUCUAAUGACAAAAAUGAGUUCUGGUGCGCCCUGCUGGAGAAGGCCUACGCCAAGAUGCAUGGGUGCUAUGAGGCACUGGACGGGGGCAACACGGCCGACGCUCUGGUGGAUUUCACCGGGGGCGUGUCGCAGUCAAUAGACUUAACAGCGAACGGGCUCAAAGAAGAUGAAGAUAAACGCAGUGAGCUGUUUGAGAAAGUCCUGAAAGUCCACCAGAGAGGAGGCCUCAUCAGUGGCUCAAUCCGGGCAACCAGUAUAGAGGAAAUGGAGGCCAAGCUGGAUUGUGGCCUGGUGAAAGGUCAUGCCUACGCGGUGACGGAUGUCCGCAAGGUGAGGCUGGGCCACGGCCUCCUGGCCUACCUUAAGUCAGACAAACUCACCAUGAUCCGCCUGAGGAACCCCUGGGGACAGACGGAGUGGACCGGGGCAUGGAGCGACAGCUCUGAAGAGUGGACGAAGGUCAGUAAGAGUGAGAGGGAGAAGAUCGGUGUCACUGUGGAUGAUGAUGGAGAGUUCUGGAUGACAUUUGAUGACUUUGUUGCCCACUACACGGACCUUGUCAUAUGUGCUCUCAUCAACACAGCCGUCCUGAGUAUCCAUAAGACCUGGGAGGAGUCCAUGUUGCGGGGCUCCUGGCGCUGCCAUGAUGACCCACUUUUCAACAGAGCCGGAGGCUGCUCCAACAACAAGCACUCCUUCCUCCAGAACCCACAGUACGUGUUUGAUGUGAAGAAGCCAGAUGAUGAGGUCCUGAUCUGCCUGCAGCAGAAGGAUCGCAGAGCCAGACUGAAAGAGGGGCGAGGAGAAAAUCUGGCUAUUGGCUUCGACAUACGAAGAGUGGAGGUGAACAGGCUCUACCGUAUGCAUUCCAUCCAGCAGAAGGAGGGUGGGGCCGUCUACUGCAACUCCAGGUCUGUGUUCCUACAGAUCAUCCUGAAAGAGGGGCGGUAUGUCAUCAUACCCACGACCUUUGACCCAGGCCUGGAAGGAGAAUUCCUGCUCCGCCUCUUCACCGACAUGUCCUCGGACUGCAGGGAGUUGACUCUGGAUGAGCCUCCACAGACAUGCUGGUCCGGCAUGUUUGGGUAUCCCUCUCUGGUCACUCAGGUCCAUGUAGUGAAUGCUCACGGUCUCCCAGGACAAGACUUGAAUGGAGGUAGACUUUUUUUUUUCUUACCGAUGACGCAGAAACACUUUGCAGGAUAUUUGCUUAACAGACUCACUAAUAUCCAGUAUUCAAUGACGUUACUGUGGCACUCUGGAGUUCUCUGUGUUAGGUGUUAUGUCCUAUUACUGUUGUCUUGCAGCCCCAGCUUUACAUGUGGACAGGCAUUUAUAUUGUUUGUAUCAUUUCUAAAACAGCUGCUGUCACCGAUGUUGUUUUCCUGUCAGUAGAUGGCAGCAGCAGCU